Molecule: messenger RNA, 586 nt
Organism: Aspergillus glaucus CBS 516.65
Lineage: Eukaryota; Fungi; Ascomycota; Eurotiomycetes; Eurotiales; Aspergillaceae
Exons: 1
Coding region: 216-536 (106 amino acids)
Cellular component (GO): membrane
Source: RefSeq, a predicted model, not a curated record
ACAGACCUCCGUGCAUACUUCCGGUCAAGAUGAUCCGGUUGAUCACGAUGUGGAGAAAGAAGAGCUUUAUUGAUUUGUGCAGGGACUCAGCCUCGAACCUCACGGAGCACGAAUCGAAUAAAUAUACUCCGUGGUAGCUCGUUGGCAUAUAGAUAGAUCCAAGGCACAAAGUCGACAGCACCAUCAUCAUACCGGCUGAUCAAAGCCCAUACUACAUGUCCUUCCCCGCCGGCACCAUAAUCCUGAGUCGAGCUAUGCCGCGGGAGCAUCAGGGUGUCGCCGCGUCGCUGGUCAAUACCUUUAUCAACUACUCUAUCUCCAUUGGGCUCGGGUUUGCCGGCACGGUCGAGGGGCAGGUAAAUAAUGGAGGGAAAGAUGUUCUACAAGGAUACCGGGGCGCAUUGUACAUGGGUGUCGGUCUCUCUGGCUUGGGUGUAGCUGUGGCUCUGUUUUUCUGUUUUGUGGAGCGGCAUCAGUCCAAGGCACCAGAAAAGGUGGAGCAGGAAAAGAGCGAAACGCAGGAAGAAUUUGUUUAGAUGUCUUCAAUGGCAAGUUUACAUAAAUGCAAUACUGGAUUUCAUUAUAG